Drosophila ananassae is the source of this 16689-nucleotide messenger RNA. RefSeq names its product transmembrane protein KIAA1109 (gene tweek). The record is from RefSeq and is a predicted model, not a curated record. The transcript is spliced from 23 exons. NCBI's taxonomy places the organism in Eukaryota, Metazoa, Arthropoda, Insecta, Diptera, Drosophilidae. Bases 544 to 16143 code for a protein of 5199 amino acids. Gene Ontology annotation, biological process: synaptic vesicle endocytosis.
GAGAAAUACACCCCUAUCGAUAAACGGCAAUCAGCUGUUACGAAAAAGAAGAAGAGCGAUGGGUGUUUUCGUCCGAGGCGAAAUUAUUUUCAUUACUUUCGCGCUAAUUAGCAGGAGUUAGUGACUAAUUGUAGAUUAAAACGUGACCUAAACCGUUAGCAACUCUCGCUGUGAUAAGGGCAAGCGCGCUGCCCCGAUGAAAGCGUGCGAACAAAGGACCUCGAAUCAGAACCACCCGCGACCUCCGAAACAAAGUGGGAAAAAUCGAACCUUGCGGUGGUGUGUGUGGAAUAAUAAAUUUAAUUUGAAGAGUCUAAUGUGCGGCUCUGCCAUUAGUAUAUAGCCGAAAAUGCCAAUUUGUAUAUGUACGAGUGUCGGAUCAAUGAGACUGAGUGCGAUCGAUAAAAGAAAGUGCGCAGCUUGAGCAGGAAGGAGCUGCAACAACAAAGGCAGGAAGGCAGGCAGGCGGGCGGGCACACCUAAUCCGCCCCAGCCCCCACCCCUUAAGUAGCCGCACACACACACAUCAGCAGCCACGAAAUCAUGGAGGCCCUGGAGGUGGUGGAGGAGACCAGCGACGACAGCUUCCCGCUGGGGUUUCCAGAAGUGGGCACCUGGAACAGCACUCACAAUGUCGCCUUCAACGACAUGAAUCUGGAUGCGCGCAUGAUAUGGCUCCUCGCAUCCCUGCUCACCACUAUCACCUGGGUGACCUACAUCACCUUCUACAACUCCCGGGUGAUCGGCAUGCUGAUCACCAAGAUCGCCAAUCGAUGGUUCAUCAAGGGGGCCUACUUCAAGAUCGGUUCGGUGGCCCUCAAUCCGCUGGCUGGGAAGAUCAUGUUCCGGGACUUUGUGUACAUAACCUACGACUACACUGUGCGGGCACAGGACGGAUACUUUAUAUUCCGCUGGUGGCGCUCCUACGUCCCCAAAGAUGUCUCAGAAGAUCUCUCGCACUCGGACACUCGGCUGUCGGUGCAGCUGAAUGGCUAUGAACUCCACAUCUACAACAGAUCCGAUCUGUACGACACGCUGGAGAAGACCUUCGGCCUGGAGCCCUCGCUGCUCAUCCCCACGGACGUGGCCAGUAACGAGGAGCGCAACAAGCUCAAGGAGCACCACAUGAACCUGGAGAACGCACGCCAAAGCCAGCGCAUCCAGAACGUCAAGAACUCGGAGGCCAUGCAGGCCACCACGUGGCGGGAUCUGAUACCCGUCAUCAAGAUCGACAUCUGCUCGGGACGCUUCGUCUUCGGCAACCGGCUGACGCCCACAACUCUGUCGAUAUCCGUGGAGGAGGCACGCUGCACGUACAGCACCAAGCCGGCGGUGUGCCGACUGGACCACUUCAUGCACUUCGUGAAGGCCAAAGUGGAGAAUGCCAAGGUGCUCUUCUGCCCGAGUCCCAAGUACACGGGACUGAUCGACGAGCCGCCCCGCUACAUGGGCGAGGGAUUCGUGGUGAUGAUGUCCAACCAGAUGGACCUGUACUUCUACAUGGACGAGCCGGGAGUGGUGCCCGAACAGCCCGUACAGAUUGUGCUGCCCAACGGGGAUGUGGUGGAGCCAUCGCCACCGGUUUGGGGCAUCAAUGCUAGGUGCUUGAAGGGCACGGACUUCAGCUACGGUCCCUGGGCGGAUCGGCAGAGGGAUCACCUGUACAAGUACUUCUACCCGUCGGACUGGAAGGAGGCGGAGGUGACACCCACUCCCCAGCCCGGAGAACUGCGCAGCUACCAGUCGUUCGAUGUGACGCUCUGCGUCCUGAACGAGGCCACCAUCGAUAUACUCUUCUCCAAGGAGAAGGAGACCAAUGCCAUGCACAUAACCGUGGGGCCCGCUUCAUAUGUGGAGGUGACGAUACCCUGGGUCACCCAACCGGACGGCUACACCUCCAAAAUCCAGGGACAGCUCUUCCACGUGGAGGCCACCACGUCUCUGCAGUACCGCAGCCUGGCGGAGUUCGAGUCCCUGGAGUACAAGGUGCGCAUCCACUAUCCGACCAAGUGGAAUGCGCCGCAGGACUGGAACAUCUCGCUGUCCGGCUGCAAGACGAGUGCGUUCAUCGUCUACAAGCACAAGUGCUUCUUCCAGGACCUCAUCGAGGAUUGGGCGAACAAGGCGCGGCCGGACAUCCUCAGCUUCGUCCCAUACACCUGCAACUUCAGCAUCCGGCUGAACGAGUUCGAGAUCCUGAUGCUCUGCAACGAGUACAACUGGAUCGACUGCAGCAGCGCCAACCAGGAGAACAACCACCUGGCCUUCUGCGGCGACGUCUUCGAGAUGAGCUUCGCCCUGCCCUUCGAUGACUUCCUGCCCAAGACUGUGACGCUGAAGUUCUGGAUCCACGGCGAGGGCUUGGACCUCAGCCUGUACGUGCCGGAGGUGUCGACGGUGCGACCUAUUGUUCUGGCCAUUGACGAGAACGCAAGACUGCUGACCCGCGAGGGCAAGCUCAUCCGGCGCCCGGAGCUCUAUGCGAAGAAGUGGCGCAAGAUCUGCCAGCGCUCCGCCGGCUGGAUCGACUGCUGGGCCGUGCCUAUCCUGGCGCUGUCCAUUCAGUACGUGUAUCAUCCAGUUCCGCCGCUGGGUCCUGAUCCCCAGGCAGAUAUCACCACGCCGGAGAAGGAGGAGAUACUUUUGAGUCCCAUGCGAAUACCGAAGGUGAGGAAAUCCCCGGUGAGCAGCUGGCAACAGCCUCCGGAGCAGUAUAGCAACUUUGAUCCGGGAACCUUGCCGGCGGAUCACGUGACCGUGGAGCUGGAGAUCGGCAGUUCCGUGCUCAUGGCCUACGGCAAUGUCCUGCGCAACUUCAUCAACCUGAAGGAGAACAUAUUCGGCGAGGACCAGAACUUCACGGACAUGGAGCAAUCGAAUGUAAACACGAAGGAGCCCGGGGCCACGCAGCUGAAUCCCAAAGACCAGCUGCUGGCCAAGGAGAAGGAGCUGGCCAACAAGUCCAUUUCGGAGACGCAGGCUCCGGAGGAGAAGCGGAAGCCCUUCGACCCGCGCCUGUACCGCCCGCUGGAAGUGAUGGUCUCUGUGAUCGUCCACGACAUCCAGGCGCAUGUGAUGAAGAACUGCAACGACGACGAUCCGCCCUGCCCGGUGGUGCUGAUCGAGCGGUUCGGGUUCGAGAUGAACAAGCGGUACCACGAGACCACCCUCCAGGUUCUGGUGAGUCCCUCGUACCUGCUGGCCUCCGACUGUCUGCAGCGAUCGCAGCGGGAGCAGCACAUCAACCAGGGCCACCUGCUCCUCUCGGCUGUCCAGGUGCGCGGUCAUGCCAUGUUCAGCAACGAGGGCUGUGCGCUGGACGAGGACACCCUGGAGUACUCCUGGCUGGUGGAGGUGCAGCUGGGCAAACUAACUGGAAAACUGACGCUGCCGCAGCUGGUGAAUGUGGUCACCGGGCUGGAGACACUCAUACUCCUGGCCAUCGAUCCGGAGAACUGCCUGAAAUCCCCGAAAACAGUCAGAAACUGCCACCACGGAGUGCCGAGCAACCUGUGCCCACAGACCAAGGAGGAGAAGAAGUACAAGUGCCCCUCCUCGGAGGACAUCAAAUACAAGAUGACGCGCGUGUCCGUGGAUGCCGUGGAUGUGUAUCUCAUCGAGAGCGGCACUGCCCUGCAUGCCUGGAUCUCGCCCAUCCGACUGGCCAACUGCAACCUGCACGGCCAGCGGGUGAAGUCGGGAAUCUCUGGCCUACUGCCCUCGAUCCUCCUGCGACUGUUCAUGCUACACACUACCAAUUCCUCCUUCAACACCAACACUACGGGCAGCAAUCGCUCCGGAAAAGUGAGGCGGGCUCAGGACCAGGACUCCCUAAAGUCCCAAGACGCGGGGGGAUCUCAUCACGCCACGCACGGCAAGCCGGGCAAGCGCAGCUCCAACUCCUUUUCGCGCCGAGACUCCCGGGAGGAUGCCACACGGAAGUUGAGGGACAGUUUCUCGGAGGCGCAUGCCAAACGCACUCCGGAUACCGCCGAGCUCUGCGAGAACUGGGUGGAAGUGGGAUGCACUUCCCUGGGACCGAUUCUCCUGGAGGGAGCCUCCGCGCUGCCCAUUCCCGAUCACGAACUGCAUCUGGUGCAGCACAAUUUCCUGCGGGAGCACGAUGCCAAGUUCAAGCGCUUGUGGUUCCUGUGGUCCCACAACGGCAGUGCCUUGUCCUCCGGAAGUGAGAUAUCGCGGUGCGGCUGCAUUGGUGGCUGUGUUUUCUUCGGCAGCAAUCGGAAUGGCCAGAAGUUCUUCAAGCCCACGGCCCAGGACGUCCACGACAACUACAACAUAGCGCGAUACUUCAUCAUCAACAACAACAAGGACUUUGGCUUCGGCGAGAGCAUCCUGCACCAGGGACAACUGGUCUUCCACACUCCGCCCUACAGCCUCCACUGCGUUUCGCUCUACGACACGGCGGACUUUAACGGCAAGGGUCGCCUGUACAGGCCGGCUGGCGAUCUACGGAAUGGCAGUCUCAAGAAAUCGGAGCUCUGCUCCCUGCCUGAUGGCACUAGGUUCAAGAUAGGAGCCAGUGGAACGGGUGGCGUGGAGAAGCCGGAGAUGAGCAGCCGCAACAAGUCCCGUGAGAGUAUUGGGUCGCCGAAUACCCUGGAGAGGAGGAGUAAGCGGUAUCCCUGCUCACGACAGACCUCUGUGGAGGUGCCGUAUGCGCGCCUGCUGGACAGUCCCUCGAAGAAGCUGCAGAUGCAGCACGAAGCUGCGGCUGGGGACACGGGAACAGGAAUCCGUCGCGGAUCCGACUCGAAUCGACUGCGCGUUUCGCCGCCAAAGACCAGCAUAUCGGACUCACGGCUAACUGGGGAUGUCCUGGACGAUGACCAGGAGAUUCCCGACGAGAUGUCGCACUCUGCCCCUCACUCGCAUCCCCUGGAGUUCGAGAUCGCAGACAUUGCCCUCCACUCCCAGGGAUUGUGCGAUCACCUGCCCAGAGAGGUGCAGCGCACCAUUUCGCUGACAUCGGAGAACCCCUCAGAAAUGUUCUUCUCCGCCGAGGAGGACAUAUCGAACGUGAUGUCCCAGCGGGGAUCGAUGAAGCAACGGAACAGCGCCAACAGUGGCUCAGUAGUGCUGUCUGGCAAGAAACGCUUCUCCUCCGACUUGAGCAUUGGUGCCCAGAACGAGAACGGAAGCCACACUCUACCCACAUAUCGCAGCGACCUGGAGAUCCACGCUCCAGAUGGCAAUAAGACGCUUCCGAAACGGCCGCAGAGCACCACAGAACUGAACGAAGACGCGAGACGCAUUCACGGUCUUGCCACACCAAUAAGAAAAAUAACAAAUAUCUCAUCACGACCCGAGUAUCGACAUUUUGUUCAUGAUGCGGACUCACGAGGAUCUUCGUCAGGCACCCCGUCGCUGUCUUCCAACUCCUUCAUCUCGGCCAUGUCCUCCCAGGAGGACGUGGCGCUCGUCAAUCUCCACCAGCAGGUCAACCGGCCGAUCAUCGACUCGCCCCUGCUGAUGGCCAGCUACCUGAACCACCUCUCGCAGGUGAAGUGCUUCAACUGGAACGGCUGCUCCUUCCCCCUGGGACCGGACGUCUUCUCCACGCCGCUCUUCCACGAGAACGAGGACGGCGGCCUCACCUACAUCGGCAGCAAAAUGCUGCCCCACUUCGAUCUCUACUCCUGUUGGCGGGAGAUCAAGGUGGUGCCGCGCUACGAGAAUGCCACAGGGAGCAACAGUUCGGCCACGUUUAUGGGCGGACCGAAGUCGCAUCCGUGGGAUCCCAGUGUCCUGCUCAAAGAGGAGGAAUCGGACAAGACCACCAAUGGGUUCGAUGACGGCGAAUUCAUGAGCCUGCAGGCGGAGGGCGGAGCAGCCUGCACGUCGGUGGUGGCCAGACUAAAGGGUCAAUUGAAUGUCUUCCUCACCCCGCUCCUGCUAGAAGGACUGCAAAGAAUGGUGGAGGCUGCAAUUCCAACGAUCCAGUCGAUGCAUCUCCUGUCGGUGGUGAACUUCAUCCACACCUCGUGCAUCGCCAAGGUGAACAAUGACAACAUCCUGAAGCGGGACCAGAGCCUGAGCUACUGGUCGCAGGUGCACUCCAACUCCAAGCGUUCCACUACGGAGAGGCACCUGCAGGGACCCGGUGACUCCUUCUUGAGUGACGUCUACGAGGAGAGCAUCUCCACCAAGACCCAGGGCCUGAUAGUGCUGCCCAAGGUCAGCAUCACCAUGCUGCAGUCGUCCAUUGUGGAGGAGGUCAUCUCAGUGGCCGCUUUGGAUAAUGUGCAGGACCUCAGCUGUGUCUCGCUGCUCACCUUCUACAUGGAGGGCAUCUCCACCAAGUUCCACCUGGGCAAGACCACACGCGCCUCCAUGCACAAUGUCUACAUCCAGCAGACAGUGCAGUCCGGCAGCAGCCACAAGAAGGGUGGCAUCAUGAAGGGCACUCGAGCUCUUUUGGCCCAUCUCUCGUCGCAGACGCGGCCGGACAAUGUCCAGGGGGAGCCCAUCCUGAUCGAGACGUCGGAGAAGCAGCUGGAGGAGCUAGUGAUCACGCUGGACAUCGGCCGGGCGCAUGCUCAGCUGCGGCGCCUGAAGACCGAGGGCCAGUCCUGCGCCCAGGACUCGCCGAUCAUAGUCACCGCCAUUCCGGAGCACAAGAGCAAGGUGCUCUUCGAGUGCCUGAAGAUGCCGGAGAGCACUGGAAUCGAGAGCAUUGGCUACAUCAUGUUCGAGUGCGGGUUGGAGGGCGUGGGAGUGAAGAUCGUGAAGCGGUCGCACUUCGAGAAGUCCGAGAACAGCAAAGAGGAGCUGGCGGAGAUGGCAGGAGCAGCUGCUGGAGCCGACGGAGGACCAGCUACUGGUGGCUUCAAUCUGAACGACUUGGUGGGUCAAGCUGACGGUGCUGGAGGAGCGGGAGCUUCGACUUCCGGAGAUGGUGGAGCCACCUCGAAGGCGGAGGCUGCCUGGCGGUUGAUUACCAAGAAGCCGCCAACUCCGAAGACCCCCAAGGCCUCCGAUAACGCCGCCGGGGAGAGCUCCAGUGGCGACCAAAGAAAAUCCACACCGAAACCUCCGGAUGAGGACGUGGAAAAGGGAGCUAGCACCGCCAACAAUCAAGGAGCUGCCAAUGCCCAAAAAUCCUCUGGAGCUAACACCAAGGAUGGCUACGACAAGGUGCUAUCUAAUGUGAAGGAAACGGAUAAGACUUCCUCCUGCGUGAUUGAACUGAAAUCCGUGUGGUUCAACUUUGCUGCCCCGCCCUGUGUUCCCAUCACCCGCAAGAUCGAUCUGACGCGGUUGGACUGGAAUCUCCUGAGCACUGCCUCGCCGGCGAUUACGGCCUGGAUGAAUCCCAGCAAUCGACUGGCCAUCAAAAUAGUGGCUCUCAUGAAAGCCCUCCACACGAGACAAACGGCGGUGGCUGCCUGCCUCAUGGCGGAGGCAAUGGACAAUGAGAAGAUCCAGAGGAAUCCCAAAAUUAAGAAGAGUCGCUAUGCCAACAACUACACGUUGCUAUCGAAGACUCUGCAGGAGGAUCCAAGUUGCCAGCUGUGCUACAUCAUGCAGAAGUUGGUCCUGGACGAGGGAGUCCAAAGGAUUGAGCCGAUAUUCAGACAGGCCGAUGUUCCGCACUUGAACACCCUGCGACAGGGCAUCAUUGUGCUGAGCCGGCAGUGGAAGAACACGCUGUACAAUCCGAUUCUCUUCGAGCAUCAGUACAAGAACAAGCUGGCCAGACCCAUCAACGUGACAUUCUCGUUCCCGCAGAACGAGGAGGAGGCGGAGAACGACGAGUGCGAAGGUGAUGUUGAAAUGGGCGCCUUUGCUGGCGUCGGCGAGAAUCCGGAAGAGAGUGAGAAUGCAUUAUUACUUGGGCAAACACAGCAUCAUCGAACUCACAUUGAAAACAAUCAGUAUGGCGGACUCUCGUAUGGAAACCACGAAGCUGGAAACCAGGGCACUGCCUCCCAGCGUUCAACCUCCACGUCUCCGAACAUUCAUCUCCCACGGAGGGGCCUGAGCAAAGUGCACAGCAAAGCCUCGAAUUAUUCACAUGGCAAUUCGUCUCGUUCUAGUAUUCAGAUGCUGCCCAUUAUUUCUGGGCUGGUGGAGAAGCAAGUUCCAGAAUUUGAAUAUGGAGCUCUGCAGGAGGGUUCUCUGAGUUCCACCAACUCUGUCAACAAAUACUGGCUGGACGCCGGGAAUAAUAAGGAGGACUUCUACUUCUGGAUGGCCAAGCAGCAGGACAACAAGAAGAAGGAACACUUUGCCGCCAAGGAGCAUGCCCGUCCCGCUCCACCAAAGAUGGCCGGACACUUGGGACAGACUCGGAGUGGCAUCAUGCAGGAUUCCAUCAAGCUGCUGGAUGCCCAUCUGAUCUUUGAGCCACUGCUCACUUGCCUGGGCGUGAUGCCCCAGCAGAUGAUCAACAAGUUCUCCAACGCCGACAUCUCCUCGCUGGAGAACCUGGGCACCAAUAUGUCCCUGAUCGGCACCUUCGAUUCCAUUCGGGUGGACAUUGUGGUCAGCGAGGCGGGCGACAAGAAGAACUCGGCCCAGAAGCCGGCAAAGAUGAGCAAGAAAUCGAAUGGUGGACGAGCCUCCAUCAUGAUGGACACACCCCUCUUCCUGUGCGAGCGGGUGGGCGUUGAGCUGGAGGUCCUGAAAAUGUCCGAUGGCAUGGUGGACCAGGCCCGCCAGAAUGUUAUCUACAUGUCGCGCCGCCAGAUGAAGAAGCACACCAGCACUGUGAUAAACUUCAGCCUCAAUGUGCGGUUCAUCUCGCAGCAGGUUAACAUGCCGCUCCUGAGGCUUCUGCACCAGAUCUGCAACAUGUACCAGAAUGUGAAGGACGCCCAGAAUGAGUUCCACGACCAGCCCGAGCUCAGCAAGAAGAGUCAAACCAAGGAUGAGUGCAGUUUGGCCUCGGAACCCACAGAUAUCCUGCCCUUCAACUCGGUCUCCGAACGCUUUGGUCAUGGGGAGAACUACUCGGACGAGCGGUAUGACAAGUUCAAUGAAACUAUGCCCACAAUGCCGGCCAGGCCGCGUCCUGGGGGCUUGGGGCCCAUCAUCCAGCUGACACCUUCUCCGAAUGCCAAGAACCGACCGCAGAGCUUCGCUCAGAAGCUGCGUUCCACCGGGAAAUCCGUGAAGGGAAAACUGGGCUACACCAACCUGAACGAGUCCAGUUCGUCGCCUUUGAGGGACAGUCCUACCAUGUCGCUGCACGAACAGCACAUCCUCAAGAUGGCCACCGAGUCCAAGGCCUCGCUGAACGGCGCCUGCGCCACCAGCGUGAGUGGCGACUACCAGAACACUCUGACCAAGGCGGGUAUGCCGACCUCGAUGGCCCCCAUGCUGGAGACUCCGAACUGCUGGAAGACCAUCUACCAUCUGCUGGAGCUGUACGGCACCAUGCCGGAAACCAAGACGGUGGUUCAACGAAGCUCCCUCAACGAGCACAAGAGCAAGCAAGCCGGCUUCGCCAACGACGAGGAUGACCUGGCCAGUGCUCCGACUCCGCUGCCCCAGCACAGGGAAAUGCUUCUCGUGGAUGGUCCCUCGCAGGAGCGAACGCGCCUGAUUGUGUUCGGGGUGGCCAAGAUCCACAAGACGCGGUUGUUGGCCACCCUUUCCGGACUCAAACUGGAAUCCGAGAUCACUACGCUUAACAGCACGGCCACCUGGAGGAAGAAGGCUCGUCCAGUGUCGCUGGAGUGCUCCCUCACCGGUCAAGUGGGCCGAGCUAUGAUAGUGCUGCUGGAGGGAGUGGCUCCCAGCCAACAAACCGUGGUCAAGGUAACUGUGGGAAAGAGCCAGACCCUUUACUCGAGUCUAUCGAAGCGCGGCAAGGACAAGAACAGCGGCCUGCUCUCUAUUGGCGCCGUCAACAUAGACAUUCCGCAGCACCCGGUGGCUCUGCACGGCAUGAUGACUCGCAGCUCCAAGCAGUUGUCCUCGACGCUGCAGGAGCUGAGGGUGAAACGGAACUCCGGACGCUCCACUCUCCGUUCGCACACUGCCGAAGAGCCCGAGUCGCCGUUCCAUGCCCGGCACUCUGGCGGAGCCAGCAGUGGAGCCGGCGUGGCAAGCGAGAUGCGGGAGCGAACAGUCUCCGGCGGUGGGGGAGGAGGUGGCGGCGUUGGAGGCGCCUUCCACCAGCAAACGCAGCAGGCUGCUCGUCGGGCGGCUCACUUGGCACAAUCGAAGACUGGAACGGCAAGCCAGCACCAGAACGGCCUGCUGCAGCCCCUGGUCAUGCAGUUCAAUGUCCUGCUCCAGAGCCUGUCCAUCAAUGCGGCGUUGCUGCCGUCACUGCAGGCCCAGUACCGGAUGAACCACGUCAGCUCGAUGGGAGUGACCGGGCAGAGGGCCAAGUUCGUCAUCGACCUGCCCACGCACACGCUCAGCUUCAACACGAAGAUUCAGAACGAAAUGAAUCUACCAUCGGAGGCCUGCAUUGGCCUGCCGCCUGUCCACGUCCUGGCCGAAUACAUUCCCGACCAUCGCCAGGAUCACACGGAGAACAUCGAAGGCAUUGUCCUGCGCCAGGGUGGCUAUGUGAAUGCCAGUGCCGAGAUCGGGGAGUUCGAGCGCUGCCUGACCACCGAUCUGCUCAACCACCUGGUCUUCGUCCAGAAGGUCUUCAUGCGCGAAAUCAACGAGGUGCUCCAGAAAGUCUACGGCGGCGAGAAGCCAGUGCCUCUGUGGACGGAGGAGAGCGGGGACAGUGCCAGCGGCGUACAGGAGUCCUCCUUGAAGCGCAUCCUCUUCUCCAUCAACAUUUCGAUGAAGCGCAUCCAGCUGACGGCCACCACCCCGUGCUCCUCGGCGGUUCGCUUCGAAACAGGAACCCUGGAGCUCCAGCUCUCCAAUCGCGUCAAGAACCUGGGAGACUUGAGCAAUAGGAAACUGUUCUUCAAGGCGCACAUUGAUUUUAACUUGUCGCUCGGUCAGAUCAUCCGGAAUGUGAUCUUCGACGAGGCUGAGCCGGAGUUCCAGCAGUACGCCUUCUUCCACACCACCAUUGGUCUGAGGAACGCCUUCCAGGACGAACUGCUCAACGAGGACAAGGAGCUGAUCCUGCUCACGCUGAAGAGGCCCCUGGUUUAUGUCCAACCGAUUGCCGUGGACAAGGCCAUCCUGGUGUGGCUGAACUACAAGAACGCCUACGAGUACUGGGCGGAGAAGAGAGCCAAUCUCUGCCACGAGCAUGUCCAGCACAGCCAGUAUGGUCAGUACUCCGGCGCCGGCUCUGCCUCCGCCCAGCAGCAGCCAAAUCCGCAGGUCUUUGACCGCGUGGCCUUUGGCCAGAUAGCCAGCUCCAAUCUGUCCACCUUGUUCCUGCAACUUACCGUGGAGGACAUGGGAAUCUGUUUGCCGCUCAAGCAAGUUAAUACAACGACCUUCGGCUCUCGCUCCUACCAGGACUUUGAUGCCAAGGGUGCCGUGGUGAUCACCUUGGAGAACACAAUAAUCUCGGCCUGCAACUCCGGAGCUUUGGUAUCCAAGGGCAAGUUCCAAGGCCUGUGUCUACGCUUCGCAGACGAUUUUGAGACGAAUCUGGACGACUGGAAGCCCAACAAUGGGGAGCCCAUCAUGAACGUGUGCGUGGUGUCCGAGGGAACCUUCGAGGUCUGUUCCCGGACGACGGCCGCCAAGAAGGGCGAGAACGCCAAGUGGCUGCUGAACGUCAAGUGGCAGAUGGAGGGUGUGGACAUCCACUUGGAUGUCAACAUUGGCAAGCAGCUGAGCUCGCUGGGACACACACUGACCAUGCUCACCGGGUUCGAGGAGGACGAGACUCAAAUGGAGUCACCCGACAGUGACGAGGGUGACCAGAGCUGCCGGGACACGUUUGUGCGACGUCGUGGGGACUUUGAUAACCUGCCGGCCUUCGUCUUCGAUCCCACCAUCGACUCUAAGAAACGUUCCUUCAUGAUGGAGAAGGAGAUGGCCGAGCAGCUGAAGAUCAUCAAUGAUUUGCGGACGCUGGGAGCCUCCCACAAUACCGUGGCUCACGAGGAGCGGCGCCUCCAAGAGCUUCAGGCCAUAUGCUACAAGUACUUCCGGAGGGACAUGAUCCAGAAGUGGAAGAGGCCUUCGCUGAGGAGAUCCCUCAAGAACUACAGUCGCUCGCAUUCCUACAUCGGAGCAGGACCACCGGGAUCCGUGGGCUCUGUGGGAAUGCCUCAGUCACUGGACAAUGGCAGUUACGCCGGCCGACGAUUAGACACCAUAGCAUCCAACGAUGAGAUCUCUAGCUUGCAGAGCACUCCAGCAUCGUGCCAUUCCCGUAGUGCUUCCCUCAAGCAGAGUGGUGGAGGAGGAGGAAGCGUGGCAGGAGUUGGACGCGGACUGAAUGCCCUGGGAAGGGUGACCUUCACGGAGGCCAUGCGCCAGACCUCACUGCCCAAUGCGGAUACCGACACGGAAACCGCUGAUAACGAGCUCGACUGGCGCGGCGACAUCACGCCCAGCGAAAUAGACGUAGAUGGCACAUCCGUGGAGAUGCGCCGCAAGCACGGACACAACCAGAAGCAACCGGAACCCAAUAUCGACUUCGAACUGGACAUCAAGGUGCUCGUGAACUCCGGCAAGUGUGUGCUGCACACCAAGGACACAGGCGAGGAGCGGGCCCAGGGCUACGGAGGUUCUAGUGGAGCAGCGCCCGCCUCGAGUGUAAAAUCCCAUAAGAGGGAGCGGAGCAUUGGAAACGACUGGGGCAGUCCCACGCCUUCGAGAAGGCAGCGGGACAAGAGCAAGCUCCGCUACAAUGCCAACGCCUUGCUGGCGGAUCUGACCAUCUUCCAUAUUCCCGGAUUGGAUGUGAAACUCCACUACCAAUCGCGAACUCUGGCGGAGCAGUUGACUGGGGAGCAGCAGGUGCCUCAUGGUCGCCGGAUGGGCAGCAAGCGGGCUACAUUGAGUGCCUGGAUGACGUUGCAGAGUAUCCCCGAGGAGACCAUCAUCUCGCCGCACAUCCUAGAGUUCCUGGAGCAAACGCUGGAACCCAUUCCUGCUCGCCAGCCCAGCAGCGUGCCUCCUACCCCGUCCCACAACGCCGCCGUUAACCUGGACAUUCUCCCCGCCAACUAUGUGACCUACGCCUCCUUCCCCGUGGACGUCAUCGUCUACUUCCACAUGCAGCCCUCCACCUUCCGGUUCAGCUGCCUGCCCGUAUCCCGGGUGGAGUGCAUGCUGCAGCUGCCCAGCUUGGAUAUCGUGUUCAGUUCGAAGCGCAGCAGCGAGGAGGAGAACACGGGGAAUCUGGGUCACUCGGGGCAUCCGGAGCAGCCCUUGCCCACUGGCGGACUAAGUGUCACCGGCUGCCUGGCCGACUUCAAUGUGUUCAUCUUCCACCCGUACGGAGGCAAGAAGACCUCCAAGGAGACUCAGUUCUCGCCGCUAAGCGACAGCGAACGGAAGGACUCGCUGAGCAUCAACGUGGAGUUUGUCAAGUUCCACAUCACGCGCUGCCGGAAGGUCUACAUCGAACCACUGCCCAGCUCCAAGAGGUCCCUGGACCAGUCCCGAGCAGUCAUACGCUUCUCCACCAUCGUGGACAUUGGCAGUGCCAGUUUCAAGUAUGAUAUGCGUCGGCUUACCGAGAUCCUGGCCUUCCCGAAGGCCUGGUACCGCCGCAGGAUCGUGCGGCGCUUGUUCCUGGGCGAUCUCAGUGUCCACCAGCAGCAGCAGCAACAACAGCAACAGCAGGGUGAUGCUUCUACUCCUGUGACACCGACUCCCAGUGAAGAUGCCAGCAGGGCCAAGGAUAAAAUGCGACUGGAUUUCGACGCUCAGCCGUCGCAGCAACAGUUGGGCCACUUUGGCGCUGUAAGGAAGCUCAAGAACCUCGGGAAAUCCUCCAGUGCCGAAUCCUCGGGCACCCCGCCCUCGGAGAAGAACCAGAUCACUGCCUGGGAAACCCUGGUGCUCUUCGCCGUCAAUUUCACGAAGCUGAAUGUCCAAAUGAACAUCGGAAAUGUGUGCGGCAAUGUAGUGUGGCUGACCAAGGAUUUCCGAUCGGACGGACGGCUCUCCAUCGGAAGCACCGGCUACAAGAACAUGUACGCGGGCAUAUACCUCGGGGGAUCCGCUCUGGACGCCAAGGGUGGCAUCGUGGGCGGCAGCUUCGAGGUUAACAAGAUCAACAAGCGUUUCCACAUCAAGGAGGAGGCGGGCAUGGAGCCCUAUCACACCAUGGGCCUGAGUUUCAUGGCCAUGGAACUGCGUUUGGACUACAUGGGCACUUCGGUGCUGAUGACGAGGAUAAGCAGCUUCUCCGCCGCCAUGAAGGACGAGUGGCGCACUGCCGCCCAGGCGGCGGCGGCUCCAUCUCAUGGGAAGGAUCAGGCCCGAGCUCUGAUCUUUAUCCACGGCGACCUCACGUGGGACCAGCUGCAGAUCAUGAUCAGCAAGUCCACGACUGCCGAUCUCCUGAAGAUGUACUUCAAGCUGGAGGAGUUCUUCACGCAGCAGUUCAAGUCCUCGAAGCGGGUCUUCUCAAGCCUGGAGCCGCGCCUCCAGGAUCGCUCCGCCAGCAUCAAGCGGCGACAGCAGUUCAAGAAGAAGGCGGCGGGCAACGGGGAACUGGCGGCUCCGGUGCAGAUUCAGGGCUUGAUUGGCGAGAACACGGAUGCCCGGCAUCACCGCCACUGGCAGAAACCUCUGGCCCACGCCGUGGGUUUGGUGGUGCCUUCGCUGGUGACCCGUCUGCCACGUCAUGGCAACGUUCUCGGCGGCACCGUGGAGCUGAGAGGCCAGAACAUCUCACUGGCUUGCUUCCACGGCAUCAACUUCAAGUCCAAGUCCUGGGCUCUCUUCAGUCUUAGGUCGCCGUCCAUCAACUUUGCGACGGAAGCUCGGCAAGUGGACGACGAGGUGCUCGUUACCCAGACACUCACCUCCUGCCUGGGCCAGACCACAGAGGUGCAGCAGCAACAGAAUCACUCAAUGGCCAUUGUCAGCCGGAUCAGCCGGAAUAUCAUUUUUCCGCCGCAGUUCAAGACGCUCAACGAGUGGUUCCACUAUGCCUUUGCCAACAGCGAGAUCGAUGCUGUGGAUCGCUUCCCCAUAUUGGAGUGCGAGCGUGAGAUUGCAUCCAAUUCGAUCGAACGAACACGUGCCUCUGGAAGCAGCAGUGCCUCCAAGGCGCAGGAGCAUAACCACAAUCGGGAGGUAAUCUUUGCCCUGCCCAGCCUGCAGCUCCACUUCAAGACUGAGCACAAACAGGGACCAACCACACCAGAGCCAAGUGAAAACAAGCCAGAAGUCUUGUGCAGCUUCAUCACUGAGUUCGAUGACCACAUCUUUGUGACCGUCGAUGCAGAUGCCUUUUUCUUCCUCCACGAUCUCAUCACCUCCUACGUGACUGAGAAGGAAAAGGUGAUUGGAGCCCAGUCGGCGCGAGCCGCCUCACCCAAUCUCUCGCAGAAGGCCAACCUCAAGCCCUAUCUGACCGAGGAGAUUCUCAAAGAAAGGAAGGCAGGAGCCUCUAAUACGAACCUUACUGCCCAUGGCCAGCAGAUGAGCGCCAGCAAGAGUAGCCUUGAUCCCCUGCAGGGAGGCAGUCACUCGAGUCUAUCGAGCACGGCUGCCAAUGUGACAGGAGCAACGGGAACUACCACGAACACGACGACGACGACGACUACGACAACAGGAGCGACAGCGGCAACGACAAGCGGAACAGGCACUGGAACCGCAACCGCUACUGCCGCUUCCACAUCAUCGACCACAGCCACAGCGACUGGAGCGACAGGCUCGACACAUGACACGACCGAUGGCAAGCAGCCGCCGGAGAACGCCCCGCCCAGCUUUGAUCUCGAAUCCUUUGUGCGCGACUGGCGGCACUUUGAGUGCCAGACCUGGCACCUGGAGCCCACGGUGCGCCUGCUCUCCUGGGCGGGCAAGUCCAUUGAGCCGUAUGGCGUUGACUACAUCUUGAACAAGCUAGGAUUCAGCCACGCACGCACCACCAUACCCAAGUGGUUGCAGCGCGGAUUCAUGGACCCCCUGGACAAGGUUCAAGCACUGAUGAUGCUGCAGCUACUACUGAUGGUGCGUGAGAAUAAGAUGGAGCAGCGGGAUGGUGGCUCAGGAAGCGGAAGCGGAAGCGGAAGCUCCAAGCAGCAGAACCAUCGGCCACCAACGAAUUAGUAGCAGCAUGGCAGAGCAAGCAUCUAUGACAACUGACAAUUACCCGAGAAGUCUUUCAACUUAGUUUAAGUAGCGAUUCAGAUAUUAGGGGUUUUGUCAUCCGUGUAAAGUUUUCUAUAUUCUAUACAUUAUUUAUUUGUCCCGGCUGACCUGGCACCCCUUCUACGUAGGCCAGAUAUAGGUAUUAUUUGGCCGCUAUGGCACCAUCUUAUCUAAUGUAAAUGGUUUGCUCUCCUUCCCAUAACUUUAAGCGUAUCUGUAUCCUUUCCCCCAUUUUUUAAAUACUUAGGUGCAAUCAGUGUGAAGUGCUUCGUGUAAUUUGCUCAAUUUUUGGCGCUUUGUAAACAAUGAUUACAUGGAUUACAUUUUUUUGUGGUUAUUUCUAGUGUUUACUAUGCAACAAUGAGCCAAGCAAUUGUGUUUAACCUUUAAGUAGCUCUAAUCUACCAGAUUAUACAUAUAAUAUAAAUACAAUCCAAAAUGUAUAUCGAUAAGUAACUGAAUAAACUUUCGGAAGUGCAUACCAAAUAAAAAUUAACAAAUAAA